AUGGGUGGGAAGGGAAAGAAGGGGGCCAAAGGGGCCAGCAGCUCGCCAGCGAGCUCACACGAGGAAGCCUUGUGUGUGUCGGUGGCAACACAGCCACGACAUUAUGAGUACGUUGCCAAGAUUGCUGCAGAUGCUUUAAGUCCAGCCAAUCGAGCUGCUUCGACCAAAGGCGACGGCAAAGCUGCAGCAACGAUCGGCGGCGGUGGCAAAGAUGCCAGUAAGGGCAAAGUUGCAGCCAGCCAGGGCACUGCCACAGGAGCUGCCAUGAUCAAAGGCGACGGCAAGGCUGCAAAGGGCAGCGGAGGUAAGAAUGCAAAGGGCAACGGUAAGGAUGCAAAGGGCAGCGGUAAGAAUGCAAAGGGCAGCGGUAAGAAUGCAAAGGGCAGCGGUAAGGAUGCAAAGGACCACAGCGGUGGUAAGGAUGCAAAGGGCAGCGGUAAGGAUGCAAAGGGCGGCAAGGAUGCAAAGGGCAGCGGCGGUGGUAAGGACGCAAGUUUGAAGGGCAGCGCGGGUGAUCAGGAUGCAAAGGGCAGCGGCGGCGGUAAGAAUGCAAAGGGCGGUGGUAAGGAUGCAAAGGGCAGCGGUGGUAAGGAUGCAAAGGGCAGCGGUAAGGAUGCAAAGGGCAGCAGCUCGGAUGCAAAGGGCAGCGGUGGUAAGGAUGCAAAGGGCAGCGGUGGUAAGGAUGCAAAGGGCAGCGCCAAGGGCGGUGGUAAGGAUGCAAAGGGCAGCCAUGAUGGAGCAAAAGGCAAGACCACGAGUAAGGAUGCACGCGUGCCCAGCGGCACGCCAGCAUCGGUUGGGAAAGGAGUUGGCGGUCACGACAGCAGCCCCGAGCACCCACGCACCCCGCCGCCAAAGUCGGCAGCACCCAGCCCGAUGACUGGUACUCCCCCAAGUGAGCCAUCCUCCGUGGGAACACCGGCUGACAUGACGAAGCCGACGGGCAAAGGAUCCAAAGGCAGCCACUUGAAGGGUAAGGGUCAGAGCGAGCAGCCGAACGGCAAAGGCAAAAGGAAGGCUGCAUCAGGGGAUGAGGAAGAUCACAGUGUGCGCCGCAAGGUGUCCUUCGGAGAAGGCCACAUUUAA
Molecule: messenger RNA, 1086 nt
Organism: Symbiodinium sp. CCMP2456
Lineage: Eukaryota; Dinophyceae; Suessiales; Symbiodiniaceae
Source: the annotation of a GenBank genome assembly